CCCUGUCAUUUGAAAAGUGGACCUACCUACCUGUCAGGUAUUUUCUAAUUUCAAUAACGUUUGAAUGAACAAUUUAAACUGUAAAAUAUGGGAAAUUUAAUGUGGGCAGGCGUAGGAUUUGUUAUUUGUAUAUUUUCCAGUCUUUUGAUAAUCAUCGCAUUCGCGACCCCAUAUUGGAUCGUACCAGAGGAUGGGGCAAUUGUUUCUACCCAGUUAGAAAAGCUAGGACUGUGGGAAAUCUGUUUCGCCGGAUACUCGGAUCAUAGGGACAGUUUUGGACGGACAUAUAAUGGCUGUUGGUGGAUAUUUGCCCGAGAAUAUGAUGCGAUUAGAAAAUAUCUCAUCACAGGUUGGUUUGCUACAACACAAGCCUUAAUGACCGUCAGCGUGAUCCUGUCAUUGUGCAGUGUACUGUUCGGACUUCUCAUGCUGUUGAAUUGUAUGCCUUCAAUAGCACAGAAAUACUCUGCUAUAUUCGUCUGUCUAUCAAAUUAUCUUAUAUUUGUUCUUAUAGCGGUAGGGUUGAUAUAUUUCGGUACUCACGCCGAUACCGACAGAUCGUGGCUCAGGUUUCCGAACCUACGGACUUUAUCCUGGUCCUUUUAUUUAGCAGCUAUUGGUGGUAUUUUGGCUUUACUGUCAGCAUUGGCUUAUACUCUGUACUGGAUGAAAGUGCGGGUGGCAGGACGGCACAGUACGGCUUAUAGAGCACACGAGCUCAGGACAUACAGGACGGAUCGUUACUAUAGAUGAGAUUUAAAAGAAAUCCAGGGAAAAUAAAGCAAGAACAUUUGUUGCUAUAAGAAGAAAUUCUUACCGUAUAAGAGAUAUGCUUAUAGAAUGAAUGCAUAUAUGAAUGGCGUUUACAAACGCACCUGUAGAGACUGCUCGUUUUCAUUUCUUAUUGGGAGUACAGUUUUCUGAAAAGUCAAAUACAGCAUCGAUCAGUGAACCAUCGACAUUUAAUGCAAAAAUAUUUAAUUGUUUCCCCAUUCAAACUGCACACGUCGCUAUAUUUCGAUAUACAUCAUGAUUAAAUCACCAGUAACUGCAUUGAAGAUGCCGUAUUUGUCUGGUGAGUCCUUGUCGGACAUAGUUAUGGCCGACAUAUUGAGCGACGACAUAGUGCUGGUGUUCUUGUACGAUCACUUGAUCGUCGGUGUAGGCGUUGCUUAAGAUUUUUAUUUACUGUAUCGGGCGUAGAUCCGGAACUUUGUAUACUUGUCUAUCGUCAUUGAGUAAGCCCUAAGUAGGCCAAGUACCAUUACUUUCGUUAGCAUUUUGUAAGAAUCAAAGUGUGGCUUUUUUUUGUUCUUAAAAAGUUGGUAUAUAAAGUUGGCCUGUAUCUAUAAAAAAAAUUCUCGCUCUCUGUUCUGGCCAAUUUCUGAGGGGUUUGUCCCAUUCUGUCCCUCUGAUCAGAUCGCUCUGUGUCUGUACUAGUAGAGGAUGAAUUUGGCGCCCUGAGUGGCUUUCUUUGCGCUUUGUAAGGCGCCUUUGAAUGUGUUUCUCAUGAAAAGAACGCUAUAUAAAUCUGGUAUAAUAAAAAUAUUGGUUUAAAAUAUCUUUUAUUGAUCAACAUUUUUGAAAUUUGAAAGAGCUAUAGCUUUGAAACUUUGCACACUUGUUCAUUGGUUAUAGACGAAUAAAUAGGCUAAGAAAAGUAACUCUAUCCAUUCUAUCAGAAUUAUGACCCCUUUUUAUUAGAAAAAUUGGUAUUUCUUAGUUAAACAUUUUGUUUAUGUCCACUGUUAUUGACUUCAUAUACUUUAACAGCUUUAUAGCUUUGAAAAAAAAUCUACAUUUGAGCCGUGCCAUGGGAAAACCAACAUAGUGGGUUUGCGACCAGCAUGGAUCCAGACCAGCCUGCGCAUCCGCGCAGUCUGGUCAGGCUCCAUGCUGUUCGCUUUUAAAGCCUAUUGGAAUUGGUGAAACUGUUAGCGAACAGCAUGGAUCCUGACCAGACUGCGCGGAUGCGCAGGCUGGUCUGGAUCCAUGCUGGUCGCAUACCCACUAUGUUGGUUUUCCCAUGGCGCGGCUCAUUUGUUUAUCAGCAAUAUGUGGGUAACUAGGCCAAGAACCAUAACUCUUGUAUCUUCUUUAAUGUUUGGACCUUAUCAGGCAAGGUAUUUGUGUAUAAAUGUGCAGGGCGUUCAUUGAAUUAGGUUUUUUUUUUGUAACUUGUUGUUUAUUUUGUUAUCAUCUUUGUUUGUCUGAAAAAGCAUAAUACAUGUACAUAAACAUAUGAGAGCAAACACAAUUUUAAGGUUACUAUUUUAGUUGUUUUUAUUUAAUUUCUAUUUGUGAAGAUGUAAUAAGGAAUAGAUAAUUUAAUCAUUUACAUUUACUAAAAUAUUUCAGAUUCCUUUUUCAAAGCUUUCUCCUUAAAGUUUGCCUUAAGGUAAUGGACCCGUAAUCAGAAAUUUCUAUUCCGUAUGUGAUUUCGGUCAGAGACCACAAAUUUAAAAAAAGUUACAUGGAAUUUAGUGGGAAUAAGGUAAUCGUAUACAUUGUAUCUGGGAAUAAGGUAAAGUUUAUUCCGUUUUGAUUGGUCAGCAAUAUUAACAAAAGCCAAGAAGUAACAUAUUUUUCAAAAUUGAGCAUUUUCAGUGCGUUUAGAGUAUUUUAAUACACAUUUUGACAAAAAGUUAAUGUAUUUGAUGUAUUUCAAAAAAAGUUUCAUGAAACGGGUUUUGUCCCUCCAUGCGAACGAUGUUAACAGGGGAUCAUAUCAUUCACACGAAAAAUACUCAAAUGAAAUACCACUAUUUAUAUGGUUCUCAUCCAUUAUUUUGCUGUAACUAAGACAUUUCUUGAAAAAAAAAGUGAUUAUAUAUACAUGUUUCGAUUUAUGGAGGGCCGUACACGCCAUAAUGCUAUAAUGAAAAACUAAGGGAAAACAGUUUGUGGUCUCUAAACAUUGGCACUUUCCGGUUGUUAAGGACGCCAUUGCUCCUGUGAGCUACAUUAAUGACCCGCGAAGAAUGCCGAAAUAACAGACGAAGAGGUAGUCACACGGAAAUUGCCGAAUACGGAUCCACUACCUUAAGUAGAAUCUGAAUGAGGUACUAUUUUAGAUUAUAUAGCCACAGUGUAUUAUUCUGGCUAAAAGCCACAUAAAGAUUGUCCAAACUCAUUUCAGUGUUCUACCUUCUGUUUUUAUCAGUGCAACCCAAAAUCAUAUGUUAUACAUUAAUAUUUAUGUUAUAUGUAAUGAGAUAAGUUGAUCUCGGUGUUUUUAUAAUUUCUGAUCCUUUCGGAUCAUGGUGUCCAUUCCGUGUUUCUGUAUAAUAAAUUUCUGCUUAACGUUAUGGACCCGUAAUGGCAAUCGGCAGUUUCCGUUCAUUUACGAAUUCUCUGUAUGCGAUUUCGGCAUUCUCCGGUUGUUCGGAAAAAUAACUUUCUGUUAUGGCCGAAGUAUGCCGAAAUCGCAAACGGAGGAUACGUAAUCACACGGAAAGAGCCGAUUGUCAUUACGUGUUCACAACCAGAAGCCGGUGCUAGUGGGCGUGAGGUGCGCUGCUCAUUUCAUUACCUCUCAUUCACAGAUUCAGUCAAACCGAGUCUGCUACUAUUCUCCUUGGUUGCAAAUACAGAAAUGUUUUAACUGUACCUGAGCAAAGCCUUUUGUUGAUGAACCAUUUUAACUUUUAAGUAAGUUUAGACAUGACAAAUAAAGACUUGUGAUCACUCGCAUAGGUCAUAAAUACUGCAAACUGCACAUGAAAUACAUAGUUACACUUUAUAUAAGAUAAUUUUAUAUGUAUACAUUUUUAACGACUCAGUGUGUUUACUGCUGUAAGCGUUGUAUGUAUAUUUUAUAUAAUUAUAUCAUUCUACAUUGUGUCAUAUAAUGUCUGUAUUUGAAUAUAAGUAAAAUUGUUAAAUAUUGUGUACAGCUUUUAUAAGGAAAAUGCUUUGGUUCAUUCAUAGUUUUUAUUCUCUUUGAGUAAAUAUUGACUGUUUAUUUUACGUCCAUUUGAAAUAAAAGACAUUUUUAAAGUU
This is a messenger RNA of Mercenaria mercenaria, 4002 nucleotides long. RefSeq lists its product as uncharacterized. Gene Ontology annotation, cellular component: membrane. The transcript is spliced from 3 exons. The record is from RefSeq and is a predicted model, not a curated record. The coding region runs from base 88 to 753 and encodes 221 amino acids. Lineage: Eukaryota; Metazoa; Mollusca; Bivalvia; Venerida; Veneridae.